This is a messenger RNA of Odontomachus brunneus, 1602 nucleotides long. RefSeq names its product bifunctional peptidase and arginyl-hydroxylase JMJD5 (gene JMJD5). Gene Ontology annotation, molecular function: histone H3K36 demethylase activity. NCBI's taxonomy places the organism in Eukaryota, Metazoa, Arthropoda, Insecta, Hymenoptera, Formicidae. The record is from RefSeq and is a predicted model, not a curated record. The transcript is spliced from 8 exons. Gene Ontology annotation, cellular component: nucleus. Bases 281 to 1531 code for a protein of 416 amino acids.
CACUCCAAUGUAACGGGUACACUUGGAUGACAUUUCCGAACGCCUAUAGUGACUCUAUGACAGACGCGUAGAAUCGCCGCUAGUGGUCCAUGGUUAUAUGGUCAAAGGUAUAGACAUCUGUAUACGCAUAUCAUAUUGUCAAUGGAAUUUUGAAAAACUCCUCAAAACUCCUUCGAAAUACGAUUAAUUAUGAGUACAAUCAAACGCAAUGAUUUUUCAAACAGUUCUGAACUUCUGGUGCGAUAAUAAAUAAUUAUUGUAAUCUAAAACAAAAUUGAAAAUGGCUUGCAGCACUUCUAUAGUAAUGGUUUCCUGGGAAUUAUUAGUGGAGGAAUUGAAAAACAUACCUAUCGAAAUAAGACUAUACUUAGCGUCAAUAAUCGGUGCAUUACGCACAUCUGACAAACAGUUAACAUCAGAAACAUGGAUAAGCACUUCGAUAACAAGAAUAGAAGCUUGUUUAGAUCGCACAUGGGAAGCAUUGAAUUCUGGCUACUGGAAAGAUGUCCCCAUAGAAUACAGAUAUUGUUAUUCUUUGUGCAUUGUCAUAAAGGCAGCACUAUUAGAACUUCAGUAUGAACUUAAUGCUGGGAAUUUCACUGAGAAAGAAAAAAAGGCUACAUUAAGGAAUAUUAUUAGCCAAAUUGACAAAGGUAUUCUAUUAGGUGCGCCUCUUUCCAGUAUGCCAAAUUUAUUAACAACUACUGCUGCCAAAUUGAACAGCUAUUGUAUCGAUGAAUCUGACGGCGCAAAUUUAGAGGAAAUUCCAAUUAACAGUGAUAAAAUCAAUGAUGCAAUUUUAUCUGGAUUUUUGGAAAUAAUACAUUAUAAGGAACCUUCAAUGGAAUUGUUUUACAAACAGGUUUUUAUGCCAAAAUAUCCAGCCGUAUUAACAGGUUGCAUGAGACAUUGGAAAGCAUUAACAUUAUGGAAGAAUCCUGACUACCUACAUAAAAUUGCGGGAUCUCGGACAAUACCGAUCGAAAUCGGAUCUCGUUAUACUGAGGAGGAUUGGACUCAGCAUCUUGUUAGUUUUUCCGAAUUUUUACGAAAGCAUGUUAUUACAAGUAAUAGUCAAGUCGGUUAUUUAGCGCAGCAUCAACUUUUCGAACAGAUACCAGAACUAAAAGAAGAUUUCGCAAUACCAGAAUAUUGUAGUUUUUCAGACAAUGUGGAUAAUGACGUAGAACCACCUGAUAUAAAUGCAUGGUUUGGCCCUAGUGGUACAGUGUCGCCCUUGCACUUUGAUCCGAAAAAUAACUUGCUUUCUCAGGUAUUCGGCUACAAAAGAAUUAUUUUAUAUCAUCCGGACGAAGCAGAUAAUUUGUAUCCUUACACUACAAGAUUACUCAACAAUACUGCGCAAGUGGAUCCGAUAAAUCCAGAUUACACUAAGUGGCCAAAUUUUUGCAAGGCUAAAGGUAUGAUGUGUUAUUUAAAACCAGGGGAAAUGUUGUAUAUUCCACCAAAGUGGUGGCACCACGUAACCGCUCUCACUUCGAGUUUUUCAAUCAGUUUCUGGUGGAGUUAAUAAUUUCAUUUUGUAAAUAGAAAUGUAUAAUAAAUCGCAAUUUGCAGAUUUAAUAAAAAACCAUCUAAUAA